Siniperca chuatsi (mandarin fish) is the source of this 7374-nucleotide messenger RNA. RefSeq lists its product as uncharacterized. The coding region runs from base 328 to 5922 and encodes 1864 amino acids. The record is from RefSeq and is a predicted model, not a curated record. Gene Ontology annotation, molecular function: guanyl-nucleotide exchange factor activity. The transcript has 24 exons. NCBI's taxonomy places the organism in Eukaryota, Metazoa, Chordata, Actinopteri, Centrarchiformes, Sinipercidae.
UCUCACCUCCAAACACUCAGAGUAGCCAGAGACGCGAAAGAGAAGUGAAAGAGGAGCUAGAGGAUCAACAGGCGGCCUAACAAUUUGCUGCUUUUUGCGAUACACACUCAGACUUGUGGAAAGUCUAUAAAGAAUGGAAAUGACUUAAGUUACUUUUCAAUCAAGACAACUCACUGUCAUGUGGAUGUACUUCAGUCGAAUUCUGUUGUUGAUGCAUUAAACAUGGCAAAUCUCUCAGCACAGAGCCCAGGGAGGCUCUCUGGAGAGGAUUAUCAGGACCAAAAAUGAAAAAACUUUCUGCCUGAUAGAGGUCAUACUCCUGCCAAGAUGAACCCAGAAUCUCUGGACUCGUCCAUCCAGAGUGCCCUCUCGGCCCUCUUCCCACCUUUCGAGGCUACAGCGCCCAUCGUCCUCAGCCAGCUGUUUCGCACCAUUGAGGAAUGUUACCACGGUGAUGCAUUACAGUGCCUGCUGGACUUCCUCAUCCCCUCCAAACACUUGCUGGAGAGUGUCCAACAGGCAGCAUGUGCUGGAUACUGUGAUGUGGUUUUCUGCUAUGAGGGCUGGCCUCUGUGUCUCCAUGACAAAACCGUCAUCCAGUUAGCACCUGUGAACCCUUUGCUGCUGCGUCCUGGAGACUUCUAUCUACAGGUAGAACCUUUCGGGGACCAAGCGGCUCGCAUCGUCCUCAAAAGUCUUCUGGAGGAGGGCUGUCGAGAAGUGGAGGAGACCCCCGUCCCUGAGACUUCCUACCCCUGCAUCUUCACUGAGGAAUGGCUGCAGGACAUCAAUGAAGGACGCCAUGGAACUCCUCUGUCACGCUGCUUGCUUUGCACAGAUCAAGGAGUAAUCAAGUUGCCCUGGGCUAAAAUCGCCAUCCCAGAGUUUUUAGACAAGCCUAAGAUCAUGCCCACUUAUCGGGAAGCUCCUCCUGAGCCAAGACAGAUCUCAGUUCCCUCCCAUUUUAACUCCGCCACCCUCCCAAUGGAAGUAAUUUUUCUUUCUGCAAAAGACAGGAUGUCAGCAUCUUUGAGACCUGUGGACUGUUCUUCCAAACUUGUCAAAAUGGAACAUGAAAGACGAACCCCCAAAUCAUACUCCAAACCUUUGAUCAAACCUGUGGGCUGGGUUUCUCCUAAUACCUGGGACAGUCGUAACUAUCGAGAGAUUGAGGGUGAUUAUGUAGACCUGGUGGAUAUCGGCAAAGGGAAGGAGUUUCUGGAUAAACAGAGAGACAGCCAUCCAUAUCCACCCAAUUCGGUUUUGUUCAAACCUGUCAGACCACCUCCACCUGUACCGCAUGGGAAUAGUGUUCCCUGUGGACGCACCCUUCAGUAUGCAGAGGAACCUUGUACGCCUUGCAGCCAGGGAAGGCUGGGGCACGAGCCCACUGAUCAAGACUUGAAGUGUAGGUACAGAGACUCAUACGUGGCAGCACUGAGAAACCCGGUCCCUUUUGAGAGGGGGAGUGUAGACCUCCUGGAUGCGGAGGUCAGCCUUUGUGAAGAGGGAGAGUUAAGAUCCAAGGGUACAUCUGAAGCUCAAAGAGACGAACUUGGAAACUUGUGUAACCACUGUAGUAAACCCGUGAUAAGUGAUGAGCUCUGCCAAUACAGACACUGGUGUGAACCAACACCAGGAAACAUUGCAUCUCACCUCAAAGACCUUCCUACAAGUUUUGAAUCAGAAAACCUUAUGAAGGAACCACCCAUGGUUUUGAAAUCAACCCCUGGUUUGGGCCAUAGUCAGAAAGUUCAGAUGAAACUUAUUUCCCACCAAUCAGGGCAUAAUGCUAGUAUGCAUCCAGGAUCAGGUGUGUUGUUGGAGAACUGUGAUGGUGACAUGAAACCACAUCAGAAGGUGGAGGUUGUGAAAACAUCAGGAAAACACAAAGUUAAGGUUAGGUCUCUGUCCACUGUGUCAGAGACAUCUAAAGGGAGUCCACUUCUCUAUAAACUUAACAGCAGGAGUCACAGUGACAUCUGUCCUGAAACAAUCACCAGCAUCAUGCAGUGUAAGGAAGAUGAACUGUUAGAUCAGGUGACUCAGAAGCUGGAAAGACGGAAGUCCCCUAAAAAAGACUCCCAGUCAAGUAGGAGUGAAACUCCCUCGACCACAGAUGGACAAGACUCCAAAAUCCAUAACUCAAAGAUAGAAAAGCCAUCUUCUUCACAAGCUCGACUUCCUUCUGCAAGUUCUGACACUCCUCAGUCUCCACAAACCGAGGAAUCAAGUUUCAGAGGCAUCAUUGGUCUGCUUGAACUGGGCAUUAUUUGUUUGCCAGGCAGCAGAGACAGGACAGGCAGGGCAGUGGUGGAGGUCUACAGUGGCAGAAAAGAGUGGAUGUCCCCUCUUGUGUCAGCCCAGAAUGUCUGUGAAUUACUGCUCUACAUACACUCCAUACCAAGGAAAGAAGUUCGAGAACUGGGAAUGACCUUGGUCAUCAAUGCCAGGAAGAAGCCUCCUUCACUUCACCUCUACAAAGCUCUGCUGAUGGCCCAGGAGCAAGCUCUCCAUGCUGUUCACAGUAUCGUGAUGCUGGUGGAUAAAGACACUUGUCCUCGACCUGAAAAACAGCCAGGGUUACAGAUGGACAUGGUGACUUCUAUGAAAGCCCUCAACAAGACAGUUGAAGCUUCCCAGCUGACCUCUGACCUGGGAGGGACCUUUACGUACAGUCACACUGACUGGCUGCAGUUUCAUCAGAGACUGGUUUCUUUCAUGACUAACCUGCGAGGGGCAGACUGCUUGUUGCAGAAGGCCAUCAAGAAAGUGGAUGGCAGCAAAAAGAUAGACACUGCCCAGGAAGUGCAGCAAUGCAUUCAGGAACAGGGGGCCUCAAUGAAAGAGGUGCUGGAAGACGCUCGACUGGUCACUCUGCAAAGAGAAGGAGGGGCCAUACUGGCCAGAAUGAGGAGAGAAGAGUUCAGAUUUCCACAGUCUGAGGACUACAGAGAUGCUCUGGAGUCAGUGACAAGUCUGUAUAACCAGGUGGAGGAGAAGCUCCACACUCUGGUGAUGAGAUCAAAUGAGUCACUGCAGUACUUGGAGUUCCUCUUCAGGCUCAGAGAGAUGGAGGCCAAAAUUUGCAUGGCUGGGAUGUGGUUCAAUACAGAAGGCGAACAGAGACUCAAGGACUCUUACACAACUGAUGAUACCCUGGUGUGCACUGAAAAGGCCUUGCAGCACUUUAAUCUGUUUCUCACUCAGUCUAAGGAGAAACAACAGUACACCCUGACCCUAGUGACGGCGGCAGAGGGAAUUGUUGGCAUGAGUGAUUCCAGUCCUGCAACAGAUAUUUUUCGGACUCUGGUCAGCACUUUCAAAUCCAAUAUGGAUGAUUUUAUGUUGCGGGCAGAGCAGAGGUACAAAGAACUGGACACACUGGUGCAUGUGCACCGCUUCUGUGAACAGGCAUCUGCCCUGGCCAAAGAAUGCAGUCAUUAUUUGGAGAAGGUAGACCAGGGGUGUUACUCAACUCAGACCCUGAGCACACUCCAGAUGUAUAAAGAGAGAUUAGGUGGAGAAUUCUCCACCUCACACUUCCAGGCUCUGAAAGCUAAGGUCUGUGCCGUGGGAUCAGGGGCCUCUGGGGUGAUGAGUGUGUGGAAUGCAGCCUGGGUCCAGUGCCAAGAAGUCAGGCAGUGUCUUGAGGAGAUGCAGAAGAAGAAAGACGUAGAUAAGAACCAGAUCCAGCAGACCACAGCUGCAAGCCCCCAAGGGGAAGACGGAGGAAUGGAGAAGAAGGAGAAAAGGAGUGAGGUGGGAGAAGAUGAAUGCUUUCUGACACAGCAGCUAACCUCUCGGAAAGAGGUAGACAUAAUCUCAGAAAGUGAAGGAGAAAGCACCAGUGCUGCAUGCUUCAACCACCAUUUAAAACCUGACACGAAAGUACCACUUAAAAAUGAGAAAAUGACUCCUGUUUUUCCACAAAAUGACUGUCAACCAGAAAGCAAAUGGAGGCCAAGAGAUCACCACAGCGAGACUGAUCUGAGGAGCGCAGACUCAGUUGAAAAGGGCGAUGAUUUUCCAUCGCACCAACCUUUGGUUCGGUCCCGAAGCGAGGGCUCAUGUGUGAGAUCUCAUUUGACGAGCAUCCCUGGCUUUUCACCUCUGAAUAUAAGACACAAACACUGUCAGAGCAUGACGCAGCCACUGGAACAAAAUCUGCCCAUUUCCCAUAACGAGAGUUUACGGUCAGGAAACCUGAGCUGCGAGUCAAAAAGAGACAGUAAUGAAGCAGAGGGUGAAGGAUGCAAAACCUCCACUCAGAGCCCGAAAGAUUUAAAGACCCCAGAGACAUUACUCACACCAACAGAAAACAAUGGCAGCAAUGAUUUGAAACUGCGGAGGAUCAUGGAGGAGCUGCAGUCCACAGAGAGAGAGUAUGUGAAGGCUCUGGGUUACGUCCGAGAGCACUACUUCCCAGAGCUGGAGAGGGCUGACGUUCCUCAGGACCUCAGGGGCCAGAGGGGGAGCAUCUUCGGUAACUUAGAAAAACUCCACGACUUCCACCGACAUCAUUUCCUGAACGAGUUGGAGAGCUGUAUGAGCGAACCUUUCAGAGUGGGACGUUGCUUCCUACGACAUAGCGAGAGCUUUGCUUUGUAUGCCCUUUACAGCAAGAACAAACCACAGUCGGAUAAUCUUCUCAUCAAUCAUGGGCAGGCUUUCUUCAAGCAAAAGCAACUGAAGCUGGGGGAUAAAAUGGACUUGUGGUCGUACCUGCUGAAGCCUGUGCAGCGGAUCAGUAAGUACAGCCUGCUGCUGCAGGACAUGAUGAGGGAGUGUGGUCCAGGACAAACCAGAGAGAUGGCUGAGGUCAAGGCCGCCCUAGAGGUCAUCCACUUCCAGCUCCGCCACGGCAACAACCUGCUGGCCAUGGACGCCAUCCACCACUGUGACGUUAAUCUGAAGGAGCAGGGGCAGCUGAUACGCCAGGAUGAGUUUUUGGUAACAUUCAGGAAGAAAAAAUGUUUCCGCCACAUUUUUCUCUUUCAAGAACUCAUUCUCUUUAGCAAGACCAGAAAGACGGAUGUAGGAAAUGACACAUAUAUCUACAAGCAGUCAUUCAAGACGUCAGAUAUAGGACUGACCCAAAACAGCGGGGACAGUGGCCUGUGCUUUGAGAUCUGGUUCAGGAAGAGGAAAACCCAGGACACAUACACACUUCAAGCAGUUAGCCAGGAGGUGAAGGACACCUGGACCAAGGACCUGGAGCGGAUCCUGUGGGAGCAGGCAGUACACAACAGAGAGGUCCGUAUGCAGGAGAGAGUGUUCAUGGGUAUUGGAAACAAGCCUUUCAUGGACAUCCAGCCCAGUGAUGCAGCUAUCAAUGACAGAGCUGUCAACUAUGUACUGAUGGGAAGAGAAAACAAGGUGCUAUCCCCUGUGGGAUCAUGUGGUUCACAGGACGGGCUUCCUGGGGGGCGCCCGAAAUCUGUUGGUUCAGGAAGCAGUUCAUCUUCCUCCUCUUCUUCUGGAAGAGGUUCCCUGUCCCCUGUGGGAUACCUGUGUGGGCCAAAGCGGAGGGUGGUUUCUGGGGGCCUUGGAGGAUAUGUAUCGCCUCCUGGAGCUCUGGAGGAGGACGAUCUGGACCAUGAGAGUGGGAGUCAGAACUUAUUGUUGGACAGCUCCGAGUCGUCAGGAGAAAGUGUGAGUGGCUUCAGCAGUUCCAGUCACAGCUACCAGUCUGCUAUUGGAGGAGAGGACACCUCCUCGGUCUGUGCCUCCACAAUCACUGUUAAGGAGGCUCAUGGAGCUGAGACCUCUGCAGUCUUCCACAAACCAAAUGCUCUGGCAGGAUCCCCAGAAAAAAUCCAACCACCAGUUGCACCCAAGCCCAAACCACAAUACCAGGCCAAGGAUCUGCCCUGUAGCAAGGUUCAGAACACCAGUGUAGGAAAAUCCACUGAGGUUUGACCUGCGAGAUACGAUUUGGAGGCAACACAAGAAAAGCAGAGAGCAGUCGCUGGUGUCAGUGUUGAAGAACUAUUUAAACACUUUUAUACCAGCUCUUACUGUAAUCCAUUACCACUCUGUAAAUAAACCUUUUUAAUCUCACCACUAAAACAAUAGGUCAGAAAAAUGUCUAUAAAUGUACUGUAUUUUGAACGGUGAUACAUUUUGAGCUGCAUACCUGACAUGGCUUUGCAUAGUCUGCUGUAAAUCAAUAUAGUUCCAUAGCUCAUGCAAAGGAUCAUAGAGUUGCUAUGGUAUUUGAGUCUGUGCCUAUUAUUCAUAACAUAAUGCUUAACAUUACAGCAGUCAAAGAAUGUGGCUAAAUAAUUCUGGUGAAAUAAAAUGUGCAGACUUGUAUGAGCAUGCCUCAUCCUGAUCACAGAGGAGUUCAAUAAAAUCUUGUGAAGGUCUGUGAUGAAUUGUAUCAUAAAGGCAGUAAACACCAUAAUGGCAUCUUUUAUGUCCUAAAUGUAAUGCCUUUUGUACAGAUUUAUCAAACUUAAUUACAACUUAUGUGUCUUACUUAUUUCCUCUGAAAAUAAAACGCAUUCACUCUGUCCUUUCUUUUGAUUAACAGUUUUGUAUGAACUAAUAUGUUACUGGUAUGGAGAUAUUCAGCUAUGUAACAGUUGCAUGGCUUUCUAUUUGAAAUACAGAAUAUUUGCAGUGAUGAUGAAUAUGUUGUCUUUUAUCUGUGUUUUUUUGCAAUAAACUUAACUAAGCUUAACAUACUUACAGUGAGAUUGAAAUCUCUAAACUCAAAUAUUGGUGGCUAAUAUCUGUCUUUAAUUUGCAUUGCCAAAUAGUUCCAUUAUUAAUCAGAUGAGGUACUAAUAUAGCUGAGAAAUGAAUAUAUAAUACAGAUGUAAUAUAUGCUAUAAUAUGUUAUACUGAUGUAUUUACCUGAUUAAAUGAAAGCAAAUGAGCCAUCAGAACAUCAUAUCAUCCAUAUUUUUCGUGAGUAUUUCAUGUGUAUAAGAAACUACACAAAAUGUAGAGAAUCACUUACUGCCACAAUACUAACUUUAUAAAAAGUGCAGUGAAGAAAAUUAAACAUUGUAGCCACAUGACACUGUAUUGCAGACAUUUAGUGUAACUACAAACAAAAGUAUUUACAAGGAAAUCUGAUUUUAACCUAGCAUUUACCUCUGUACCUCCUUCUAUGACACAGGCCAUGAUUUCUGCAAUGUGGAAAAAGUCACUUCCCUUUUACCAUUUCAUGGAACUUUCUUUGGAACUACUUGGUCAAACUUGUGAGUCAGUGACUUUGCCUGAAGCAAAGGUAAUUGACAGGAUGUAUUUAUUAUUAUUCAGCAAUGUGCUGCCUUAAUGAUUGUCUUUAUUUUAUUUUUACAAGGCCUAUUUUAGCCUAUUUUAAGGGGAGUUUAUAAUAAAUAUUCUGUUUGCUCUGUA